This is a messenger RNA of Bombus pyrosoma, 9321 nucleotides long. It is a transcript of the gene Shab, whose product is annotated as potassium voltage-gated channel protein Shab. The transcript has 12 exons. Gene Ontology annotation, cellular component: voltage-gated potassium channel complex; membrane. Gene Ontology annotation, biological process: protein homooligomerization; potassium ion transmembrane transport. Bases 695 to 4411 code for a protein of 1238 amino acids. The record is from RefSeq and is a predicted model, not a curated record. Lineage: Eukaryota; Metazoa; Arthropoda; Insecta; Hymenoptera; Apidae. Gene Ontology annotation, molecular function: delayed rectifier potassium channel activity; protein binding.
GAUCCAUAAAAGUAUCUAAACACUUGUCGCAGAAAUUUUUUACGAUCAUUUUACCUGUGCUAUAGAAAACUUUUUGGUAUUUUUCAUUGACGCUAUACCGAGAUACGACUAUUGUGAUUAUGUCGGCAAAAUCUGAAACCAACUUGAGGAUGUUACAUACGAGGAUCACAGGAUAAAACAUUAUAAAUUCUUGUUGGGAUUUUUGAUUUUAAUUGUCGCUACGACGAAAGAAGAAUAUUUUAGUAGAAGAUAAUUAAGAAUGGAAAGAAUCUGUUAGGUUCAAAGAUACGGUUGAUGAGGUUUUCGAAAAGUCAGAGGGUGCGAAACAGAUGUUUAGCCGCAGAAUCAAAUAACAGUGACAUGUCAUGUUAACAAUGUACUAAAUUUUAAAAGUGCCUCCCUGCAAAGUUUGGAAAAUAUUAUGACGUGGCGCGGUUUAACCGAGCCAACGGAAGGGCACAGACGUAGGUACGGAUGAAGCACAAGAAGGGUAACCUGGACGAGGAGGAGGAGGAAGAAGACGAAGAAGGAGAAGGAGAGGAAGAAGACGAAAUCGAAGACGACGAGAAGCAGGAACAGCAAGAAUACAAACGGGACAAAGGAGGAAGAAGAAGAAGAGGUUCGCGUGGAAAGAGAAGCGAGAGAUCGUUACGUUUAGCCGACGUGUCGGUGUGAUCAUCGGCUGGUACAUUUGAUGCUAAGUGAAAAGAGGUUCGAAGACGUCUUAACACUGGCGGACGGGGAACGUAAUGGGAGCGCCGUGGUCACGGGCCCGGUGCUAUCGUCGUCGUCGUCGUGCACGGUGCCCUACAUCGGCACCGACCAGGGUUUCGUGUUCGAGGGUGGCGGCACGACGACGUUGCAGCGGGCUGGUGCAGCCGGUGCGUCGAUCGCUAGCUGCACCGGUAGCGGAGGAGGAGCCCUUGGAGGAGUCGGUAUCGUUGGGUCAGUAGGAAACGUGGUAGUAGGGUCAGGGAUUAGCAUGGGCGGAGGAGUGACGGGAGGAGGGAUCGCUGUUGUCGGAGGAGGAAAAACUGGUGGAGGAGGAGGUGGUGGAAUGAAUAAGGAGGUUCGGUAUGCUCCGUUUUCGUCGUCCGUAGGACCGACCGGUUCGGUGGCGCCGGUCAACCUGCCACCGCCGCCUCUACCGCCGCCUCCGCCACCGCCGCCGCCGCCGCCGCCGCCACCGCCGCCGCCCCUGCCGCUGCAGAUGCAGCAGCAGCGUGCCUACUCGAGGUCGAUGACGUCCCUACCGCCUGAGCCGUUUAUGAUCAUGAGGUCGAAGGCCCUUAACCGACGGGUCUCGAUCAACGUCGGUGGGGUUAAACACGAGGUGCUAUGGCGUACCCUUGAGAGGCUGCCUCACACACGUCUAGGCCGGCUGAAGGAUUGCAACACCCACGAGGCGAUUACCGAACUUUGCGAUGAUUAUUCUCUUAUCGACAACGAGUAUUUCUUCGAUCGCCACCCCAAGUCCUUUAGUUCCAUCUUAAAUUUCUAUCGUACCGGCAAGCUGCAUCUCGUCGACGAGAUGUGCGUACUGGCGUUCAGUGACGAUCUCGAGUAUUGGGGCGUCGACGAGCUCUAUCUCGAGAGUUGUUGCCAACACAAGUACCACCAGAGGAAGGAGCACGUGCACGAGGAGAUGAGGAAAGAGGCAGAGUCACUAAGGCAAAGGGAAGAGGAAGAAUUCGGCGAAGGACAGUGCGCGCAGUAUCAGAAGUGGCUGUGGGAUCUAUUGGAGAAACCGACCACGUCCAUCGCUGCAAGGGUGAUAGCUGUGAUAUCAAUACUCUUUAUUGUGCUUUCGACGAUCGCACUAACUCUCAACACCAUUCCUAGUAUGCAAGUGAAUGAUGAGAAGGGGAACUUUCAAGACAAUCCGCAGCUCGCCAUGGUGGAGGCUGUGUGCAUCACAUGGUUUACCCUCGAGUACAUGCUUAGGUUCAGUGCCUCGCCGGACAAGUGGAAGUUCUUCAAGGGUGGUCUAAAUGUGAUCGACCUGUUGGCAAUACUGCCGUACUACGUAUCUCUGUUCCUGGUCGAGACGAACAAGAACGCGACCGACCAGUUCCAGGACGUGCGCAGGGUAGUGCAAAUCUUUCGUAUAAUGCGGAUCCUGAGGAUCCUGAAGCUGGCCCGCCACUCGACCGGGCUGCAGAGCCUUGGCUUCACCUUGCGUAACUCGUACAAGGAGCUGGGCCUGCUGAUGCUCUUCCUGGCGAUGGGCGUCCUUAUAUUCUCGAGUCUUGCCUACUUCGCUGAGAAGGAGGAGCCCGGGACCAAAUUCAUAAGCAUUCCAGAAACCUUUUGGUGGGCGGGCAUCACGAUGACCACCGUCGGAUACGGCGACAUCUACCCCACGACCCCGCUCGGCAAGGUGAUCGGCAGUGUGUGUUGUAUAUGUGGUGUCCUGGUAAUCGCGUUGCCCAUUCCCAUUAUCGUUAACAAUUUCGCCGAGUUCUACAAGAAUCAGAUGAGACGGGAGAAAGCCCUCAAGAGGCGAGAGGCUCUUGAAAGGGCAAAGAGGGAGGGCAGCAUCGUUUCGUUCCAUCACAUCAACCUGAGGGAUGCCUUCGCCAAAAGCAUGGAUCUCAUCGAUGUCAUCGUCGAUACUGGUCACAAUAUGUCCGGCGUGGAUGGUAACAGCACCGAGGGAGAAUCCGCGUGCGGACGCGGUCCUGCCCAGACCGGGCCAGGCUGUUAUCGUAACUAUGAGCAUUACAGUCUCUCGCGACAUCGGCGCAGCGCCUCGUCCUGCUUCCCAAAUUUGCCUAACGAUCUGCCGACCACACCGGACAGCCCGAACCGUCGUCUCCUGGACUUUGCUCAGAGCGUACCCGGAACUCAGAACGACGAUUACUUUCACGACGAUGUACCGGCCCAGCACGUGAACCAAGGCAAUACCACACCUAGCGAUGAAGAGAAAAAAGACAGCAGAAAAUUCGAGAAAAAUGAUGAAAUACCUAGCGAAUUCGAGUGUUGCUUUUGUACUACGAAGGAAUACAAAGAGUUCAGAGACGCGGAAGAUAUAAUGCCACUGGCGACCAGCGACUUUCGUAAUCCCAUCUGCCAAGAGAUGAAGUCGAUGCGAUCCGGAGGAAUCAUGUCGAUGGAGCCGGUCGCGCAUCAGCAGAUCUUCGCCGUGGAAAUGAAACCAUCCCCGGCACAACCGGUGGAUGUCCCCAGCUUUGGCAGAACGUACAACGAGCAAGGAAGCGUAGACAGCUCUGAUACGUAUGCCAGCUGUCAAACGCAUCCGUCUCAUUCGCAGGUUUCUUCUGCUGGUCAUUCGGCGGAUAACAAUAAGGGCGAUUUGACCGAAGAAGCAGACAGUAAUCUGUACGUGAAUCCACUGGAAGCUGCGGAGAAGUGUGAAAAUAGAGUGAAAAAGUCCGCUUCCGGUGAAGUCGGACGUAACGUCAGCGACGCGUCAGCGAGUGUUGAAUCGUUAAAGGACGUUCGUCCCUUUAACGAGGGUAGCAGGGUUACGUUAAACGACACAGUGCCCAAGCAUAGAAAAAUUCGCAUUCAGCAGAGCGUAAGACCACGCGCGCAAUUUAUCAGCGACCAGGAAAGCAUUGUGGCUCGUAGCAUGACGAAAGAGGAAACCAUGGAGAACAAUUACUACGGAGGACUACGAGGAGGCAAGCCAUUUACCACGACCAACAGCAGCCUGGUCUCGGCUACGAGAAUUAUACAUCAUCAUUUGUUCGGCUCUGGCAUUGGACCCAGGCAUUACACAGGUCAUCGAAGGCAAAUUUCAGGAACGAACACCGACAGCAAGCUUUCCCUGUCCGCUGAUUCGAUAGACAGCGAGGGCGUGCCUUUCAUAGACAGGCAGCGGGUCUCCAAGUCGAUACUCAAGAAGUCCGAGAGCAGCAAUAAUUACUACAGCAACGCCGGUGACUCGGACACCGAGAAGCUUAUCACCGAUAACGCGUCGACCAUAAGCAUGUGCGACAAUGAGACGAGCACAUGCGACGUUUUCGCCAAUGUGAAUGGAACGAGAUUGAAACAGCCUGGCUCGCCGUUGCUUUCCAGACAGGUUCUCGAGUCGAUCUUCCGCACGAACAAUAACGUCGAGAGGGAGAACGAAGUGGAUCAAAGCGAAGAAAGGAACUGUGUUUCCAAGAUGAGCAGAUCGAUAUUCGACGAGGUCCUCGAAGAAGAGAAGUGCGCGCAGGACGAGGCAAUGACAGAGAAUAAGAACAAAGAAGAGCGAAAGAAAUCGAGAACGAGGAUAGAGGAGCCGUCGAAGGACAGCCAGACGAUGUUGAUAUGCUCAUUACGGUCGCAUAAAACGAAGAAGUUAAACAUAGAGGAAAAACGAAAGGCCAAAACGGCUACUCAUAGUUGCAAAGGCACCGACACGAAUUGUCUUCCUCAAGAACAUCGUUUCUCGUCGUAGCGUAAUUCUCCUUUGUGUAGCAUCCUCCGUUCUGUGCCGCGUAUACAUAUGUAGAUACGAAAAUGAAUCACUCUGCGAUCACAUCAGUGUUUCUCUUUUAGUAACGCCAUUAACUUCUGUAAUAACAUUCGCACGGUCGUGCAUCUGCGUUUUGAAUACGACGUCAACGUCGUCGUCGUCGCCGUCGACGAUAUCGACUUGGCCUGUCGUGUAAAUACGUCUAGGGAAAACGCGUAAUAAUCUUAAGAGAGUGAUAUACGUUCGAUAAUAUGAAAAAUAGAGACUAACAUAGAUAAUGUAUAACACGAAGAAAUACAUAUUUUCGAGAAAAAAGAAAGAAAAAAAGAAGGAAAGAAGGGUAGAGAAUACACAAUUUCGAAAAGUAUAUAUAUACGCGUGAAGGAAUAUAAUUGCUCCGAGGAUGGUAUUCAAAUGACAAAAAAAAAAAAAAGGGAAAAAUGAUUAAAAUAAAAAUAAAAUAUCGAAGAGGAUAAGAUGUCAGUUUGCAUAGAAUUAAAAAAAGAAGCGAGGGAGAAGAUGUUAAUCAAAGCUUAUUAAAUGAUACGAUGAAAACAAGAGAUACAAAAACAAUGAUGAUAAUUCUAAUGAUAAUAGUAAUAAUAACGGUAAUAGUAAUAACGAUAGCAAAUAACAAAUCUUUAGGCCAUAUGCUUUUCCCUGCUCGCUGAAGAAAAACGAGAAUUUAAUGAGACAUGUAAUCUACAUAGUCACACGAUCCUGUUAUUUCCUCCUUUCGCCUAAUAUGGUUAAAUUAGGGCAGCUUUGCGUGUCGCGCGAGCACUAUAUGCAUUCGAUGACAUAUAGCAAUGAGAAAACACGCAACCGAACUACAAAUAAUGAUAGUCGGGAGAUUCGUCAUCCUUUUUUUUUCUUUUUCUUUUUUUUUUUUUUUGAGAAACGAGUCGUUCUCGACUAAACUCCGCUAAAGUCUCUCAGUGUUGUUCGAAAUGACACGAGUGUUCGUUCAUCUGCUGAGUGUCUUAUGUACAAUUAGAUAAUAAUAUAUCGUUGUAAUAUAUAGGAGGCAUUAGAUACACGAUGUGAUACAUGCCUCGUUGAAAUCAAAACACGAUAUAGUAGGAAAAACGUGGGAACGUAGAUUGUCGGAAAACUCGUUAAUAACUGCCCUUUUUAAAGUUCCGAUUUUCGCGUUUCUUUUCUAUUGAAUCGAUUCUUGAAAGUUUUCUUAUGAUAUCUUUUUAAAGAGAAUAUUAUUGUUACUUGUAUUUUAAGUACUUUGUGAUAGUAGUUUACAUAAAUCAAUUCACGUGUGUGUAUGUGUAUAUUUGUAUGUAUAUUAGUUAAAAAUAUCUGCAGGGUGUUCUAUUAAUUUUAUCGCGUGGUACUUUUUUUUUAGAAAAUUAUUGUGGAUAUAAAUGUAAAUUUAUUUUUAAAUUUCACGACGUUAAAGACUCUUGUAGAUUGUGAUAUAUGAGACUUCUAGUCUAUUAUGUAGUGGAAAGGGUACAAAUUUUGAAGUAGAACCAUCAUGUUUUACUUGAAAGAACAUGUUUUACUUGAAAUAUGAUACUUAAUAAUAGCAGGUACUUUAAAUGUCACAGAGAAUAAUGCUAGUUUAAGUAAAGAAGUUAUUGUAUACUAAUUGUAAUAUUAUUUUCUUCGGCAUCCAAAGUAACAUCUAAAAUAGUUUCUAUUAACUUCUGAACUAAACUACUUAUCGAUAUAAUAAUAAAAAGAACUUUGUUCCUUUGUAAGACAGUGCAGUAUGAAAUUGUUGAACUUGAGUUAAUAUUAAACUCAACUUUAUGUGUAUCUUAUAACGAAUUUCACUUCUGAUAUGAAUGAAAUUAUCGGAGAAAGCUCAACUCUUUGUAGUUUUUGAAAUAUCCAUUAUUAUUAAAAAUAUCGUUAGUAUACAAACUUGAAAAAGUGAUGAAAAUUUGCUCAUUGAUGUAUUUAAAACUUUGAUGGCUCGCUGCGUAAAUACUGUACGUCCACUUUUCGUGGAAGAGUUUCUAUUCGCAACAAAUAGUUCUUGACUGUUUCCUUAUGCCGUAUAAAAAUCACAUUCAUGUCUGCUUACAUAGAUUUGUCGGAAAUAAUAUUUUUGCUUAUUGUAUUUAGCGUAUAUAGAGAUAUUUUCAAGAUCCACCCCUGUCGUUUCAUGUUCCUAAAAAUGAUCAAUGCGCAAUUUGCAAUCAAUCUUACAAUAGUAUCGAUAAAGAUAAAUACAAUGCGAAGAGUACUUAUUUAAUGAUAAAGCUCCAUUGAAUUUUUAAAAUUGGUUUUCUCGAAUACGCUAAAAAUGAACAAACGAUAUUUAUGCAGUAAACCAUCAAUUUUAAUCCUGCUUUCUACCUACUUCUCCCUUGAGUUCUCGUUUCUACUGCGUAGAGUAUACACCAAGACCUCCUUAUUCAAUGAAAUUGAAAAAGGGAAAUACUCGUUUAUAAAACGUACAGUUUCGAGUAAUAGUAUAAUUAGAAGAUAACACGUAACCCGAAGUUACUGGAACAUCCUGCGAUACAUUUGAAAAUAAAUCCACUUGCAUCGAGGUUCAACCGAGGUUUUCCUAUGUUCAUUCUCGUUUAAAUGACACGGAACUUCACUUCCAAAGAGUUGUAUCUACCUGACCACGUUUUCCACGUAGAACACACACACACACACACACACACACACACACACACACAUAUAUAUAUAAGUAUAUACUUUAUAUAACGCAAAUAUCGCAGUGGAACCAGAAGCGCUUACGUGCACGACCAUGAGUUCAGUUCGGUCGUUUUUAAGAGUUGAAGAAAAAGUGUACUUUUCGCGUAUGUUAUAGAUGUUAAAUCAAAAAUGAAAAAAGAAAUAAAAAUGAUGAAACGUGUUAACAUGCUCAUGUAGAGAAUAGCCAGAGCGCAAGUAUCGUCUGUGUUAUAUCCAGGUACCGAUGUCUAGCCGCGGUAACAAUCAAAGUUUUCCAAGAAACUUUUACACCAUCGUCAUCGAACGCGACGAAAAGAAAUUUUAAAUCGAUUGUCUUCGCCGAAAAAUGAAGAACAUCAUGUAACAUUGCAACGCGCAUUAUUUACGAGUGUAAUUACGACGCGUGCUCAAAACAUUCGAUCGCCUCAUUUUUCCUACUAAUGGUGAUCGUUCUCUAUUUUGUUGCCUUUCGUUCUAACAGGGAGAAGCGAAAUAAGUAGGAAAUCUUCCGUUCGAAUCUCGCUGUAAUUUAGUCAAAGUAACAAAGACGCGUUCUCCCCUCCAAAAAAAAAAAAAAAUUCGGACGCCUCUGUUUCGCUAUAAUUAGCGACCGUUCCGAUCUUUACUUUCUUUUUCUUUUUUCGUUUAUGCUUCCUUUAAUUUUAAUCGGGAGAAGCGAGACAAAUGAGAAAUCUCCCGUUCGAAUCUCGCUGUAAUUUGGUCAAAGAAAGAAAGACGUUCUCUCUUAGAUUUUUAGACGAGCCGUCAGUAAAAAUACAUAUCUCUAUAAUGGCAUUUCUAUUCAUUGUUAUCGUAGAUGUAGGGAAACAAAGUAAUUGUACAGUUGCAAAUUAACUGGGGGGGAAAAGGAAAAAAGAAAAGAAUGGUUAAUAUUCCCCAUAGACGCGUCUAUUUGGGGAUCUUUGUUAUGCCGAUGGUCCGAAGUUCACGCCUCGACUAUUUUUUAAUAUAUUUAUAAUUGUUUUCGAAUACGUAUAUGAAGAUGCUUCUCAUGAAAGAAGCAUUUCAAACCAUCCGAAUAGAUCCAUCUGAUUUCACAUUUUUUCACGUGAAACUUUCGUCUUCGUCAAGAAAUAACGUAAGCUAUUCGAACCGUGAUCUUUAGCGAUAAUAACUUGUAUUACGCGAUAAUCGUUGUGCGUGUAAUACGUAAAAUACAUUUACCGUUCCACAUUGUUACCGCGAUAUAUUUAUUUAUGAGAGAGAGAGAGAGAGAGAGAUAUGAUCAUCGUAUCCGACUUUAAGGGAUUUCUCGUUUUUUCUAAGAAUUACGAACAAACUUGUUUUAUGUACUUGUUAUUCGAAGUUGGAUCUCGAUACCUUGUAAUCGCUUGGAGUUUCUGAGUAAAUCAAUGUCUUCUGUGAAUUAACAUAGCUGGAAGUAGAAAGUUCCUAGGAAAGGUGUACAGAACGUGGAUUUAUUAUUUAUUGUUGUAAUUAUAUCUUAGAAGAAUUAGCAUCGACAUAGUACAAAAGGGAAGGCCACACCAUAGACACGCGGUGGCAACGAGACAAGUUGACCAGAUUACAAAAAAGAGAAAAAGAAAAAAAAAAUAGUAUGAAAGAGACUUGAAACGGCUGCACAGUUGCGUAGAUCUUGAGCGAUAUACGAGAGCAGUACGGCAAGAAAAAGACAUUUUUCUUUUCUCCGUUUUUUCACUUUUCGUUUCACGUUUCGAAAUUUGUAAUACUUCGUAUUAAGGCUUAAUUUAAUGGAAUAAGUCUGACGACCGAGGCGUAACGCUUUCGCAAAUUGAUAUAAGAUAUUGUAAAACGUAAACAAUGCAAGAUAACUUUUUAUCCACUUUUUUAUCGAAUAAUCGAGGAAUUAUAAAGGUUCGAUUAAUAUAUAUUUACAAGAGGAUAAUACCGAAAUUUCAAACAUUUCCUAAAUCGACAACAAUUUUUCGUCUACGCCUCAAGCCACAAUAUCGACAGAUCAAGUCUGUCUGUCUAUUCGAUCCAUGAAACAGCUACUAACGAUACCAAUUGUACAGCACAUAACAGUCAAUUCUCAAUUAUACAAUGCAGUUAUAUGAAAAAUUCAUUAUCAUAAUAUCGACCUAAACAUCGACGAGCGCAAAGUUAAUCGGAUUUAGUCGAUUGGUCACGUACAUUCUUUUAUUUUCGAAUCUCUAAGGCCUAGAGUCGCGUAGCUAUAAGGCGAGUAGUAUGUAACAAAAUGAAUAAAGUUGUAAUUUGCCAGUUUUUGUUCCUUA